UUUUUACUUUGUCUUCCCCCAGUUAUAAAUGAAAAGCUUCUUUCUCAAGAAAAAAAAACGUUUAAAACUUGAAUAAUUAAUCCGAUUGACGAGGUUUAAUAAAUAAACGACAAAAGAAUGAACGAACAGGCCAUAAGGGAACUGGAGGCCGCGGCCCAAAUAAUAAUGGCUCCGCCGAAUGUUGUAUCGAAUGAACAGAGACACGCGGCGGAAACGGUUUUUCUUAAUUUUCGAAAGAGCAAGUCACCCUACGACUUGUGCAGACAAAUACUCGAAAAGUCUGAGAAUCAAUAUGUUUUGUUUGAGGCUGCCGAGGUUUUAAAGGAGGCUGUUAUUAGAGAAUGGUCGUUUUUGCUGGAUAGUGACCGGACUUCCUUAAGACAAUACCUGAUGCAAUACAUAACAUCACAUCAAGUGCCACAUUAUGUGCGAGAUAGAAUAUUACAAGUGAUAGCAAUAAUGGUAAAGAGAGCAAGUAUUGACGAUCAGGGUAGAGAGAGAGGAACCAUUUUACAAGAAGUGGAAAAUUUGAUUGUUAAUGCAGAAUCAGAUAAAAAACUGCUUGGUUGUAACAUAAUAUCGAACCUAAUGCAAGAGUAUGCAAGCACAGUAAAAUCGACAGAUGUCGGUCUACCCUGGGAAGUGCAUUUUAAAGCGAAAAAACAGUUUGAAAGUUCAGAUUUGAAAAGGAUCUUCCAGUUUUGUGUUUAUUUGUUAUCGGAAGUUGUGAAGAACGAUCCACCUUAUAAUGAGGUGAUGGUGCAACUGACAAGGCAUCUGCUGCAGAUCACCGAGAGGGUGCUCACUUGGGGAUAUGUGUCACCAAUUUUACCCAAAAGGUUAAUUGGAAUAUACGAGUCAGUGUAUGAAUCAGACCAAGCACCUUCAUUAAAACUGAGCAACGCGUGGGCAGAAAUUAUGUUCAAUCCAGAUCUGAUUCCUCUUAUGUUUCAGAUUUAUUGGAAGGUAAGGGAUACCGAUGAAUUGGCCCAUCAUGCCCUAAACUGUUUGGUGCAAUUGGCCAGUUUAUGUGGAGGAAUUAUGAACACUGAAGAGGUGAAGAUCAAGUAUUUACACACUUAUUUGGUGAACUUCCUAAAUCUGAUUUCAAAUGUUCCCAUAAGAAAAAAAGAAUCCUUAGGAGUAUCGAGCAUUGUGAGAAAAUUAGUAUUAUUUUUUGACUUUGGCCAGUUACCCAAUACCCUGCAGGAAACUUGGAUGGACGAAUUUACUAGACUGACUUGCCACUUUUGUGACGGGAUAGUGCACGAAGAAGCGAAUCCAGACGAAGACAAGUUCUUUUCUGAAGCAUUUGAAAACAUGUUGGAGGCCUGGACUACAUUGAUUACUCAGUCCAACUCCUUACCAGAGGACUUCCAUAAGAACUGUGCCGUCAGGAUAUUUAAUAAAUAUGUGCAGUGUCAUUUGGCACCUCCAGAUGGCAGCCGAAGUACUGAAAUUGGAGAGGGAGGUAUUUAUGAUGAAGAGCUCGAAGAUAAUGACAGAACCAAGUAUAGUGAACAACUUCAAACCAUAGGAAUCAUCGGCAGGACCAUUUUGUCUCACUCGGUUCCGCUACUCUACAAGAUCUUGGAGUCCAGAAUCGAUCGGUUGUUGAACAUGUUACAAGUGAUGCGAAAUCGGGCGAUGACCCUAAACGAGGCGGCCGUCCUGGAGAAUUUAUUCGAGGACGUCCACUGGACGAUCUUGAUCGCUGGACACGUUCUGGCGAUGGAAUGCGAGGGCGAAACCCCGAUGAUUCCCACCGAGGUCACCGUUUAUUCGACGGAAAUGACCAAAAGCGGACUCUGUACACCGGAUGCGAGUAUUAACGCUUUGGCUUCCGUUGACCCUAAGCUUCCGGUUCCUGAUUCGUUGGAACAAUGCGACCAUGUGAUUAGAGUGAGUUACAAUAUAAUGCGACUGGCCUCGGUGGAGGAAUUGGCCGUUUCCAUGAAAUUGAGCCACUUUAUGAGUCCGGAAGUGGGUUCGUCGAUUAUGUGGUUCCUAAAACGGUUCUGUAUGAGUUAUUUGUUGCCCGACGAGGACUUUUAUACGCAGAUCAGUCCGAUACUAUUAAACUGUUUAGGCCGCGACUCAGAAUGCAGCAAACUGGUCGUAUCGUUCCUACUAAACAAAAUCGCCGUCAACUUGUACAGUUUCCAAUCGGAGGCGAUCCUUUUAAGGGACACCGUCGAUCUGUUCAGCGAUAUGGUGUGCACAAAACAGAAGGCUCUAUACAUUAUUAAGACGGAACCGAUGGCCAAACUGAUCGCUUUAACCGAACAAAUGCACCCGGGGACUCUGCCCUCGAACGUUUUAAGGGGCGUCUAUAAGGGCUUAACACUUGCAGGUCGUUGCUUAGUUGAUCCGGAAGAAAUAAACCAAUACUACGAACGGAUUUUGCAACCGUUACGGAUAAGAUUUAAAACCCUGAUAGGGCAAGAGGAUUUCGCGAGGACGUGUCACGACGAACAGGUUCAGAAGGUUGUGAUUGAUCUGCUCGAGUGUUUUAUAGGAGUCGCCAUAGGGUCGUUUAUGGCCACAGUUCAGAUCCUGUUUGACUUUAUGGAGCCGAUCUUGUCGGAAUUGCGAGAAUUCUUAAAUUUUUACAAAGACUAUCAGGUGAUUGUCCAGUUGAUCUUGGAGGUGUUCGGACAGUGCGCCAAAUACAUGUUGUGUUAUUUAAAGCCUUUAGAUAGUAAAAAAUUAUACGUUAGUUCCUUGGGCGUGGUACAAUAUUACGCCAAAUUUAACGUAAACCGUUUAACGAACGAGUCUUUUGCGGAGGAGAGUAGCGUGCAGGAUUUGAGCCUGUUAUUGGAUCUGUUGACGUUUAUUUUGUCCAAGGAUUGCAUUGAUUUGUGCGAUAAUGUUAAUCACGAGGACGCAAUGGUCACUGCCUCUGAUGUGGCCUUAUACGGACUAAAAUUCAUAAUGCCGAUAAUGCCGCUGGAAAUGCUGAAAUUCCCGAAAUUAUGCGCCCAAUUUUAUCGACUUUUGGUCCUAAUUAACGACAUUUACCCGGAGAAAAUCUCCGAGCUGCCAUACGAUAUGAUGUCGAACCUUUUACAGUGCAUCCACUUAGGUUUGACCAAUUUCGGUACCGAUAUUGUACAGGCUUGUUUAGACUUUAUACAGGGUAUGGCCUCGUACAUAUUCAGACAUCAAGCGUUAGAGACCCCGUUCGCGGCAGCUUUAAAACCAUUCUUGAAGAUCCUGAUGGAUUUGGUGCUUUCGCAUCAAAUCAACUCGGACAUGAUCAGUUCUUCUUCCACUACGAUUUACACGCUCAUCUGCUGUUAUCAGCAGGAAUACGAGGGAUUGGUUCAGAGCUUAAUACAGAACCAGUCCGAUCCUUUGAUAGCUGAAAGAUUGGCGGUCGCAUUUAAUAAUCUCACCCAAAACGUGGCUCUGACGUGCGAGCGACACCCCAAACUGAAAUUCAGAGAUAAUUUCGAUAAAUUCAUCGCCAACGUACACGGAUUUUUACUUAUAAAAUAAAUUCAAUUUUGCAAAGUCGAAUUUUCAAACUUGAGUGACUAUCAAGAAGAGCGAAGCAGAGGCAUCUCAUUAUUAGGAUGAAUUAUAAGGAAUUUGCCGAAAACGUGCUCGCAUAUGUAAAUGAAUAUUUUUCUUCUGCGUUAAAAAGCACCAUCUCUCCGGCCUCUUAAUUUUUAUUAGACAGUAACCAUUUAUGUAUUUUAUUGUAUAAAGAUUUUUAUAUUUUUCUCAGAAAUAAAGUAAAUUCUGUGUUAA
Anthonomus grandis grandis is the source of this 3759-nucleotide messenger RNA. RefSeq names its product exportin-4-like. Gene Ontology annotation, biological process: protein export from nucleus. The record is from RefSeq and is a predicted model, not a curated record. Gene Ontology annotation, cellular component: cytoplasm; nuclear pore. Gene Ontology annotation, molecular function: nuclear export signal receptor activity; small GTPase binding. NCBI's taxonomy places the organism in Eukaryota, Metazoa, Arthropoda, Insecta, Coleoptera, Curculionidae. Bases 118 to 3504 code for a protein of 1128 amino acids. The transcript has 19 exons.